Molecule: messenger RNA, 771 nt
Organism: Lactuca saligna
Lineage: Eukaryota; Viridiplantae; Streptophyta; Magnoliopsida; Asterales; Asteraceae
Source: the annotation of a GenBank genome assembly
AUGGCUUGGGGCCAUCUUGAAGCCCACUUCUCCACCAUUUUAGGCUCUUUCCCAAAUCCACUUCACCAUCUGAAUCAAUUCCCUUACUACUCCAAUUACCUGAAGCUUAGCCGUCUUGAGUUUCACAUUCUCACUGAACACUAUUCUGCAUUUGGACAAGCCCCUAAGCGUCUUGCCUUUGUGGGGUCCGGCCCCUUGCCUCUCACAUCUAUUGUAUUAGCCUCUUAUCAUCUCAAGGACACCAUUUUUCACAACUAUGACAUCGACUCUUCCGCAAAUUCCAUGGCCUCUCAUCUUGUUUCCUCUGAUUCUGAUUUGUCCCAAAGAAUGGUAUUCCACACUGCCAAUAUAAUGGAUGUGACAGAUGAGUUGAAGGGAUAUGAUGUCGUUUUCUUGGCUGCACUUGUAGGGAUGGAUAUUGAUGAGAAGGUGAAGGUGAUCGAUCAUUUGGCAAAGUACAUGGCCCCAGGUGCUUUGCUCAUGCUGAGGAGUGCUCAUGGUGCCCGUGUCUUUCUCUAUCCAGUGGUAGAACCACAACAACUUCAAGGGUUCCAACUUCUCUCCGUUUUUCAUCCAGACGAUGACGUCAUCAAUUCCGUCGUGAUUUCACGUAAGAUUGCGGAUCCUGUUAACAAUGAUCAUGAUGAUGAUGGUCAUCAUCAUCAUCACCAUGAGUUGGGGAUCCAGUCUUUCAUGCCAUUGAGUUGCAAGUAUUGUGAGUUCCAAGCUUUCAACAAUCCUCUUGGCCAGAUGAAAAUGAUUGAUAAUUAG